Molecule: messenger RNA, 1617 nt
Organism: Cyclocybe aegerita
Lineage: Eukaryota; Fungi; Basidiomycota; Agaricomycetes; Agaricales; Hemipholiotaceae
Source: the annotation of a GenBank genome assembly
AUGAAUACAGGGUCUCCAUCUCUGGGGGCGUCAGCCAGAAAAGCUGGCUUGACAAAAACUCCUAGAUGUUCACAUUACAACAAUCGUGCAUGCAAGUUCUGCUCGGAAGUCGAUGCCCUUGAGGGCAGGAUACAUCAAGCCCAGCUAUUGCUUUCAGAUCUCUUUGAAGCUCACAGAGACCUCAUGAGCCUCGACAACGACGUCCACGAUCCCAUGAGAAACCUUCCACCUGAAGUUGUUUCCCUUGUGUUCGUCUUCUGCACUACGGCGGGACAUCCAGCAAAUCGAGAAUACGAUGAAAACACCCGACGUAAAGUCCAACCACCUCUCUUGUUAGGCGCCGUUUGUCGAAGGUGGCGCGAGGUCGCGUGGUCAACACCCGCUCUCUGGACCAGAAUCUGUGUUGUAAUCAGAUCAGUUAAUCCUCAUUGUCAAGUAGGAACCGCCGAACGAUGGCUGUCGCGCUCGGGACAACUCCCUCUUUCGAUUCAUAUCCGCUUUCCAGCUGGAGAUAUCUUGGAUCCCCCAUCCCCUCGGCCUCAUCCCAUCAUCCCACUUCUCAACCGAUACUCGAGUCGGUGGGCAGAACUAGACAUCGACGUCGUUUCUUUUGGACUCCUAAGACACCUCUUCGGCGAUUUGAUCGAAGGAGCCUCCAUUUUGAAAACCCUUAGUAUCGGCCGGCGCGCAACAUAUGCUCGGCCAACCGCAGCCUUCAGUAUUCGAAACUUCACUCCAUCCCCUCACGUCGUUAAAAUCUACAGCAUUUCUUUCCGGUUGAUAGGAAUCAGUUGGGCCAAUGUCACUCAUGUCGAACUGGGCAUGAUUUUCAUCGACGAAAGCUAUCAGCUAUUCCGGCUAGCGCCUCAACUCAUGAAUUGCUGGUUCAAUCUGGUUGAUGAAGGUGCCGGCGGUUUUGGGAUGCCUGACGACAUUGUGGUCCUUCAGCACCUCCAAAGAUUGAAAUUAUCGGAAUUCUACUCCAAGCCCUUGGUGGAACCUUUCUUUGCCCAGUUAGGUUGCCCGUCGCUAACAAGUUUGGAAUGGGGAGGAGUAUACGACGUCAGCUCACUGCCUCCGUUUUUGGCUAGGUCUUCUUGCCCCCUGACUUUCAUUGACCUGUCCGGGGUUGGAGGCACCGAGGAAGAGCUCAUCAAUCUAUUCUACGGAACGCCAUUCGUCACGACUCUGAAACUCUGUUUCGUCCCUGCAGGGGACGCAUUUCUCGAACUCCUCGCUUCUACUGUGUUCUCUUCAGUUGACAGCGAAGACGAAUCAACAUUCCUACCCAACCUCCGAAGACUAGAAUUUCGAAACGAUAAACAUUUUUCUUGGAGUUCUGUACCUCCGAUAUUCCGCUUGGAACCCCCUUCCCCUGACUCGAUUCGCCGACCGCUUGAGUCCUUGAGCCUUGAUAAGUAUUUUGAGCUCAACUGGGACCCGAUCAUCGAUUUCAUUGAUGAAGAGACCCUGUCCGAGAUCCUGCGCAUCAGAGAGCGCGGAGUUGAGCUCAUCAUGAUAGCUUACGGAUUCGGUGGGGUGGAUAUCGUUAAGGCAUCCCUCGAACAUCACCGCGAACAGAAAAGGAAGCGAUUGCUCAAGAAGACAGCACCUUGA